CUAGUGUCUUACAGGCCGCUAGCGGAUUAUAUGCUCUCCGCGCGCUCGAGAGAGAAAGCGGCUCACGGGUGCAUUUCAGACGCGCUCACGCUGUAGACCAGUAGCUGAGACUGCCACCCAGCACUCCAGCAAAAAAAUCCGCUCCGCGCGGCGCUCAGCACGAGCAACAGCCUCGAUCCACCCGCAGCGAAACGCCAUGGCCGAGAUCACCGUCGGUUCAGAAGUAGAGAAGAAGUUCCCGGGCUACGGUGUUUAUCAGGGCACCGUCGAAUCCAUUGAUGGUGAUACGUGCCUCGUGCGGUGGCGCUGCGCCGAGCCCGAGGAACCCACGACUUUAACACUGGCCGAGGCCGCCAAGUGCCUCGUCACCAAGCACAAAUCACCCCCAUCGAAGAAGAAAGCCACGAAGAAGCCCGCGCCCAAGCGCGCCCCACCCACUGAUGAUGAAAAACCGUCAAAGAAGACGAAGAAGGACCCGCCCAACGCGGCAGCGCUCGCGAACGCGCCGGGCGACGCGAGCUGUGCGGCCGAGGUGCGCACGGGCCUCAAGAAGGUUGAGGCUUAUGCCCAGAACUGGUUGAGCAAGCACAAGAAGGAUGACGCGCCUUCGGGAAGUGAGGUCGUCGAGAUGUUGAAAUUGCUCAAUGGGAAAUGGCCGACGCAGGCCCGGCCGAACGUGACGGACACCGGAAGACCGGUGCCGGGCAUGUGCGCCGGGUUGGUGUUCGCUCUAGGGCAAGGUGCUCGCACGUCGCUGAUCUCGACCAAUCAUCCCCAGAUGACGAAAUUUCUGGUCAAGUGGUGCCGGGCGACGCUCCCGAAGACGAAGAAGGGCGCGGAGUUCCCCUUCUCGUCGCUGCAGGUCAAUUAUAAUUAUGCGGUGCGAUGCCGCGUAUCUUACCGUCGCGUCGAUGGCGUCCACCGUUGACACGCGCAGGCCAAGAAACAUGUUGAUGGGAAUAAUAUAGGACCGUCCUACAUCAUCUCGCUAGGGAAACACACGGGCGGCAACCUCUGGACGGCGGACCAAGGUAUCAUCGAGUGCCACGACCAGUGGAAAUUGUUCGACGGGAAUACCGAGCACUACACGACGCCCUUCAAAGGUGAAAGGAUUUCAUUUAUAGCCUUCGCCCACGAGCAGUACAACAAGCUCGAAGCUCCAAUCGCGAAGAACUUACAAAGCUUAGGCUUCACGGCGGCGCGGUCGGAUCGAAAGGAUCUGGAAUUCUUCGCUCGGUUUCGGAUUGAGCGUAGUUACUUGACGGAGGAACACAACGCCAAGUUCAAGGCCGAGCUCAAGAAGCGCGCGCAGAAAAGCGCGCCGGCCUCGACGCUCAAGCUGCAUGAUGUGGCGGUUGAGUGCUAUGGCAGGCAGGCGGACCGGGGCGGCGGCUGGAUGGCGUUCCACGGUAUUAAUGGUGUGGAGACGUUGCAACUCACCCCGAACAGUGUGGGCAUUUGGUGCGCGGAGCUCAAAUUUGUUGAUGGCAAGCUCGCGUUAGUUUCGCACAAGCGGUUGGACUUCUAUAAUAAGAGAGAAAAAGCCACCGCCGAGUUCCAGAAGCAAGUCGAGAAGAUGAAGGACGGCACGCCCGUGUUACUCGGUAUUGCUGAUACGGCCUGCGCCGCGUCGCGGCCGUUGGGCCAAGGUUUGUAUAAUGCGCUCUACAAGCUCGGCGCGCCCAAGGACAUGCCCAAGAUCGAGUACCGGGCGGCCUGGGCCUUUAUUGGCUAUAAAGGAGCGAAGGCUGGUACGGCGCAACACGCCAUGGGCACGCGGUCCACUCUAUUGAGAUUGGACGCGUCGAUCCCGAAGAAAGGGUCCCUGGUGAAGAAGGACGUCGACAACACGUCGAUCAUCGACGUCUGCAUCGGCACGGGCCAGGACUCUGCCAAAUAAGUAUCUAGUAACAAGCAGGUAGUUUACUUAGCGCGGAGCGUCGGCUCCGUGCGACACGAUGUUGCGCCUGGGGCGCGAACACAACACAAAAUCAGGUGGAGGGCUUCGCCAGGCUCCACUUCGAGGCGGAAGCGCGCGACUCCGUCAGAGGGCUCACCACUGGUUGCUCGAUGUCGAAGCUCACGGCGCGGACCCUCGUGUCCUCGGGCACGGCCUCCACGGGCGCCACGGGCUUGGCGUGGCGCGACGCCGAGAGCUCGUCUUCUGGGCCCUCCUUCGACUCCUCGUCGAGGACAGCGUCUACUUCUAUCGGCUUCUCCUCGGGCUCGGCGAGCGUCGUCCGCUUCGAUUUCAGGCACGCCGCGACGGCGCAGCAGACGAUGGCCAGGACGACCAGUAAAGAGGUCGUGGCGCGGCUCCGGCCGCCGCGGGAGGCCGCGUGGUGGACGGCCGUGGCGUUGUGCGCCGCGGCCACUGCCAGGCAGAGCGCUGCCCUGAUGUGGAUCGUCAUACCGCCGACCGGGGCUGCCGUUCACGGGCCAACGUGUUCGAAAUAAUACAUGGUACCGUGUUCGCGAAGCCCUUUUCGCGUCUGUCACCGUGCUUGCGCGCAGCGCAGAUGACAACAGGUCUGUGAUUCUGCAGACCUUCG
Messenger RNA from Pelagomonas calceolata, 2552 nucleotides. The record is from the annotation of a GenBank genome assembly. Lineage: Eukaryota; Pelagophyceae; Pelagomonadales; Pelagomonadaceae.